UGAAAUAACGGAAAAGUGGGGUAAAUGCCAAGCAGCGCAUGAUAUGGCCCGUUAUAAUAUUGACUGCGUGUCGCCCGCUAAAAUUUUUUGGCAAGAGCUGUUAACGCGCAGUAAGUAUUGCGAAGAUUCGCGAGCCAUGUAAAGAUUUUCGUCUUAUUUCGGCUCAUAGUCUAACGCAAACAUAGAUCAGCUUGAAAGGUUAAUACAACCAUAUAUGGAAAACUUGAGUCUUCGCCUCCGACGGUGUGGCAUGUGAAAGCUACGCAGCGUUUAAGAGGCAAAAUUCUUAGCGUUAUAAUCCCCUGUUAUAAACGAGGGCAACAACGGCUAAUCCGGCAUCUUGCCCAGUUUCUCGAGCAAAUUAUACGACAUUAUGCAAAGUACGUCACAGUACGCGCAGUCUUGCGUUAAUCGAAAUCCCGCGAGAGAUACAGAAGCAAAAGUCGAAAAUCGAAAGAAAAAGUAAAGAAGGUAUAAGAUCGAUCGGUCUUUCGAAUCAGAGAGGGAAGUAUACGUACGCAUGCACUGCGCGCGCCUGCGGUUGAUUCUCGCGCGGAGAGUGAAAGUAACAAUUAGCCAUCGGGAGAAUCCAGUCCAGUAGUGUGUAUGCGGCAAAGAUUUGAUGGUGGGAUCCGCGCGCUUGAGAGAGAGAGAGAGAGAGAGAGAGAGAGAGAGAGAGAGAGAGAGAGAGAGAGAGAGAGAGAUAUCUCAUGGAGGCAGGGGUCUUGAGAAGCAAGGAAACUUACGGCUGGUCGCAGUGUCCCUCCGCUUCUUUUCAAAGAACGAACUCCAGUGUGCGUUGUUCUUGCCAGUGAUAUAUAAGGUGACUCGACGAAGUCCUAGACGAGAGCAAUAACUCUGCGAGCGAGAAAAAAGUGGUCACGCAGAGAUGUCUAUCGUUUCGAUUCUGAUGGUGCUGGGUCUGUCGGCGAUCGCCAAUGGAUUUCCGGACGGAGCACCGGUCGACGCCUGCGUCAAGCCCCGUCCGAAUCAGCCAUACCACGGACAGGCCAGGCCGCAGCCACUCUCUACCAGUCCUUACCAGCUGAUCGCCUCGAGCGAUCGCUAUCAGCCUGGAUCGCAAAUUACGGUGAGGAUCCAAGGCGGCGACUUCAAGGGCUUCUUCGUGCAGGCUCGCGACGCUCAGACGAAUCAGUGGAUCGGCUCGUGGGCCCAGACGCCCAACACGAACGUCCACUCGGAGUGCAGCGCCGUCACGCACGCCGACCCCCGCGACAAGCAGCAGGCCACCCUCGUCUGGAAGGCGCCCCUCAAUGCUCGUCCCGGCACCGUUUACUUCACGGGAACUGUACUGAAGGACUACUCGACGUUCUGGUCCGACAUGAUCUCGCAGAUCGGACAAUAAACAACGGACUACAUAGUUAGUUUGUAAGAGUAGUGACUAAUAGUGAGCAAACCACACACCACACACAUGCUAUUUUUUAUGAAGACUAUUAUAUUUUUUAAAUAAUUGAAAGAAAAAGAAUAAAGAUUAUACGUUGUUACCCAUUA
This is a messenger RNA of Nasonia vitripennis (jewel wasp), 1512 nucleotides long. RefSeq names its product putative defense protein 3. The record is from RefSeq and is a predicted model, not a curated record. NCBI's taxonomy places the organism in Eukaryota, Metazoa, Arthropoda, Insecta, Hymenoptera, Pteromalidae. The coding region runs from base 890 to 1366 and encodes 158 amino acids. The transcript is spliced from 4 exons. Gene Ontology annotation, molecular function: oxidoreductase activity, acting on metal ions.